Molecule: messenger RNA, 2248 nt
Organism: Lethenteron reissneri (Far Eastern brook lamprey)
Lineage: Eukaryota; Metazoa; Chordata; Hyperoartia; Petromyzontiformes; Petromyzontidae
Product: histamine H2 receptor-like
Biological process (GO): positive regulation of MAPK cascade; adenylate cyclase-activating adrenergic receptor signaling pathway
Cellular component (GO): plasma membrane
Molecular function (GO): G protein-coupled receptor activity
Source: RefSeq, a predicted model, not a curated record
AUGGACAUCAUGCGGCAAAGGAGGGAGACUCGCGCCCAGGUUUGGGGGCCUCUGUGCUCGCUGCCAUGCAGAUACGUGAAGCGGGCCGUCAUCGCCACCUCCCUGGUGACGCUCAUCUUCGCCACGGUUGGUCCGCGCAGUGAUCGUUGGUGGCGGUCGCAGGGCAACGCGUGCGUGUGUCUGGCGGUGGCGCUCACGCGCCGCUUGCGAACUCUCACCAACUGCUUCACGGCGUCGCUGGCGGUCGCCGACCUCCUCCUGGGUGUGCUGGUGCUGCCCUUCUCGGCCUUCGUAGAGCUCCACUCGUCGUGGCCUCUCGGGCCCACCUUCUGCAACGUCUACACAAGCUCGGACGUGAUGCUGUGCACGGCCUCCAUCCUGCACCUGCUGGCGAUCGGCGUGGACCGCUACUGCGCCGUGUCCUCUCCGUUCACCUACGCGUGCAGGGUGACCCGCGGGCGGGUCGCGGCAAGCCUGGCCGUCAUCUGGCUAGUGUCCCUCGCCGUGUCCUUCCCUCCUCUGCACCUGGGCUGGAACACGGAGGACGGCACCCCGCAGAACAGGGGCCCCGGGGACCCCGCCGAUCGCUGCGUGUUCGAGCUGAAUCGCGGAUACGUCCUCUUCGACGCCACGGGCACCUUCUACGUGCCGCUCGCUCUCUUGCUGUUCACCUACAGCCGCGUGUUCGUCGUGGCUCGCGCGCAGGCCAGGAGGAUAGGCGCCGCAACGGUGGGGCGACGACGAGCACCGCUCACGCUGGCCGCGCUCAGGGAGCACAAGGCCACAGCCACCCUCUCGGCGGUGAUGGGCGCCUUCGUCACGUGCUGGUUCCCAUACUUCACCGUGUUCACCUUCCAGGGCGUCACGGGAGCCUCGGUGGAGGCGAACGCCUUCGCCGUGGUGCUGUGGCUCGGCUACGCCAACUCGGCGCUCAACCCGCUCAUCUACGCGACCCUCAACCGCGAAUUCAGAGCCGCCUUCGUGAAGCUCCUGCGCUGCGGGCGCCCGGGGAGGGCAACACCAGCGCCACUACCGUAGAUGUGGGCAGACGUGCAAAGUAAGGAGGAGGUGGAGGUGGUGGCGGAGCGAUUUUAGCGCGCUGCGCCAGGAACCCGGCGACCCGAGUUCGAUUUCCCGCUCACGGCCAACAUCGGUGACAAAUUGGUGAACCGGUGCUGGGCCUCCCCUAGGUCGACUCAGCCACAAAUGAGAACCUGGCACGGUGUAUAAAUAUCGCCACUGGGAAGACAAAGGCGCUCGGGCGUGGUGCUGGCCACCCACUCCCAUGCGUACCGUUUCGAGCUUUAUAGGUGCUCGCUAACAGCACUUGCCCGCGAGUCUGUUAAGGCUACACGGGAGGUCUUUGGUGCAGGUGGUGCAGGUAUGUUGAACUUCUUUCGUACCGUACGUAGCCGGCCGUGCUCAUCAGAGGUGCGGGCACCGAAAUACAUGCCUUUCAUGAAUGAAAAAUAAUCACCCGUUCUACCCUAAUGUUCAAUAAUCAUCAUGAGCAGCAAUAAUUGUAUCCACUGCUGGAUGAAGAAAGACCUCGCCAAGCCAUCCGCCACCUCUCACAAUCUCGCGAGGCAACAUCCCUUAUAAACUGACGUUUUAUUCCUGAUUAUGGAAACGAACCCCUUCGCUUCAGAUGUUUCAUUUCCUUGCGUUGGUCAUUGUCUCCUCGCCACUCCUGCGUGUUUACCAGACUGCUCAGACGUCCCUGCCAACCCAUUACUCAUGACACACAAACUGCGUGCCUCAAAUGAGCCACAACACCUCGCUGAUCUCAUCAAGGAGCAUAACCCAUCACGCGAACUCCGCUCAUCCUAGCAGCCGCUUUUGGCUCGCCAUCGAACAAAGACGGUCACUGCAUCGCACGCUUUCAGAUGCGCAUCUGCGGCCGUCUGGAACGCUCUUCCUUCCGAUAUUAGGAAGCCACUGGAGCUAUGCGCUUUUAAAUCUAGAGUUGAAAGAUAAUUUCUUUAGAACCUGCUUUUUGUGCUCAGUUUGUUUUCCUUCCCCGCACCUCCGAUUAUCACGGUUGGAUACGGUGCGAAAUAAGUUAAACAUUUGAGGGUGGCAGGGGUGGGGUGUGGAAUAUACCGUCCUGAAUAAACAAACCUGCGUCCUCGUGUUGCUGCUACAGCAUGCGUGCCCGUGUCCGUGUGGAUGUGCCCACGCGAACCCAACGUGGUCAGAUCACUCCACACACACAAUGUACGAAUGUUUAACUUCUGUCGCACCGUAC